AUGGACAGUGAAAUGGCCAAGGGAAAGAAGAAUCCAAACUCGUCGAUACUCAAGAAAAUGAAGCGUUAUUUAUCGAUGAAGAGGAGAAGUCGAACGAAUUUGUUGUCCAAGAGCAAAUCAUGGAACAGCAAUGGCAAACCAAAGAGUCCAGUAGUACUUGCACCCCAAGGCUGUUUUUAUGUGUACGUUGGACCCGAGAAAGAGAAGUUUAUAAUCAAGGCAAAAUAUGCAAACCAUCCAUUGUUCAAGAUGUUGCUUGAAGAUGCUGAAAUGGAAUAUGGUUAUGAUAACCAAGGACCAAUUUUGCUUCCUUGUGAUAUUAAUUCUUUUUACAAAGUAUUGGGCGAGAUGGAUAGUGACAAAGAGACUAUUGGGCCAGGGAGUGGGCUUCCUUAUGGCUCAUGCAGCCCAUUUAGUCCAGCUAAGCGUUUGAAGAUUGGAGAAAUGGGCAAGGAUUAUGGCUCUUAUGGGAUUCUCACUACACCAAGAAUGCUCAAGCUCAACAGUUUUAAUUAG
Messenger RNA from Lycium ferocissimum, 516 nucleotides. Its product is annotated as auxin-responsive protein SAUR71-like. NCBI's taxonomy places the organism in Eukaryota, Viridiplantae, Streptophyta, Magnoliopsida, Solanales, Solanaceae. The coding region runs from base 1 to 516 and encodes 171 amino acids. Gene Ontology annotation, biological process: response to auxin. The transcript has a single exon. The record is from RefSeq and is a predicted model, not a curated record.